Messenger RNA from Juglans microcarpa x Juglans regia, 1167 nucleotides. RefSeq lists its product as uncharacterized. Bases 264 to 1010 code for a protein of 248 amino acids. The transcript has 4 exons. NCBI's taxonomy places the organism in Eukaryota, Viridiplantae, Streptophyta, Magnoliopsida, Fagales, Juglandaceae. The record is from RefSeq and is a predicted model, not a curated record.
UACUUGCUUUCUGCGUCCCUGGCGUUACAAAAUCUCGUCAGCUGCUCCAAACCUUUCUUCAAUUUCAUCACAAUUUCUCUCCCUCAUUCUCUUGGCCCAAUUUUCUACAUUUACACGAUCAAAAGCGGUUCGGAGAUUCAGGAUCGGAGCAAAGCUUCCUCAAGCUUCUCUGCUACUAAAUAUAUCUGCACACAAUUCAAUUCUCACUUGUCAUCUUCAACUACUCUAAUUCCCAUUUUCGUUUUUGUAGAUUUUCUGAAGGUAUGGAACCAGAAAACAUCGAUUGGAACAACGUAGAAUCGGAAUUCAUCGAAGACGACACGUACGAGAACUACGAUGCGCCUCAAUGGGUUGAUCUCUCUGCCCCGGACCGGCCCGUUCACGAUGAGCCCUGGUUCUGCGCUCCAGAUUGCAAGCAUCAGAAGAAUAAUGCAGAUUUUCUGAAACCAGUGCGCCUUUCGAAGGUUAAGCUUCUAAGAACAGCUUCCAUUUCAGAAAUCCUUCCUUUCAGGGAUAGGAAUCGAAGCAGAAAUGUGAAGCCAAAAGAAAAAGAAAUAAAUCCAUCUUCAUCUACAAACUUUCCCGAUUCAAAGUCUUUGAAAACGAAAGGAUCAUAUUAUUCACAGAGUAGUUCUAUUGAAGACGGCGAAAACAGGAAUCCAAACGUUUCUGCUCCCAUUCCUAAUGGGAGGACCAGAUCAGAGAAAGCAACAAGGAAACCAAGCACAGAGAACGAGAAGAAAUCGGUUGAGUUGUCGGAGAAUUCGUCAAAGCAUGACCGGAAACCGCAGAUGAGGAAUACAUUCUCGGCGCGUAAUUUGCUGGGCGGACGGGAAAUUCUGAAUCAGAUCACAGAAUUCUGUUCGGAAUUGAAGAAAUUGGGGAGGAGAAGGAGUUGGAAGAAAGGGACCAAAGCGAAAGAACAGGAUGGGGUUUUAGGCGAGCUAAAGAAGAGAGUUAGAGACAGAGAAAGGAGUCCUCUGCUUGUGGUUAAAGAAGAACAAGUCUAAAGCAGCAAUAGAACAGAGAGAGAAACAGGAGAAACAGAAGAGGGAAGAGAGUUUUUUUUUUUUUUCUUUUAAUUUCUUUGAAGUAGUCUCUGAUCAAAGUUUCUACCAACCAAUUGUGAAUGCUGACAUUUAGAAUAUUAAUUUCAAAUUUUAUCAA